This is a messenger RNA of Necator americanus (New World hookworm), 312 nucleotides long. RefSeq lists its product as uncharacterized. The transcript is spliced from 4 exons. Bases 1 to 312 code for a protein of 103 amino acids. NCBI's taxonomy places the organism in Eukaryota, Metazoa, Nematoda, Chromadorea, Rhabditida, Ancylostomatidae. The record is from RefSeq and is a predicted model, not a curated record.
AUGGAAAAGAAGCCAGGACAUAUUCGAUUAAAGACAUCACUCCACGAAUCUGAGGUGGUUCAGAUUUCAAGUGGAGUAUUCGUAUACGUGAUGGGAGACUAUGGAGAGGAGGUAUCUGUACUUAUCGAAAGAAUUCUAACAACGUUCUCCAUAAUCGAUCAAGUAAAAUACUCGAAAAUAUUCGGAAACAUCCUGCUUUUUGGGACUCUUGCAGCCACUUUAGCACAAAUCAAGGCGGAUGGGGCUGAAGGUUGGAACAACUACGCUAAUCAGCUAAAUUGGGGAAAACAAUGGACAAUACUGACAAACUGA